Penicillium angulare is the source of this 324-nucleotide messenger RNA. RefSeq lists its product as uncharacterized. Bases 1 to 324 code for a protein of 107 amino acids. Lineage: Eukaryota; Fungi; Ascomycota; Eurotiomycetes; Eurotiales; Aspergillaceae. The transcript has 2 exons. The record is from RefSeq and is a predicted model, not a curated record.
AUGUGGUGGAGGUCGUUCUUACGUCUUCAACACGAGACAAUUACUGGCGAUAAAAUUGAUGUGGAUCACACCUGCUUGGCAGAGGACUUCGCUACGAAAAAGGAAUUCUGUCAGAGUCUGGAGACACGUGGACUACUUUAUGCGCUUUCUUCGGGCGAACUUGAGGAUAUUGGUUUCACUUUCGAUUGGUCGAAUGAUCAAGAAGACGCGGGUAAGCGUCGAGACGCCAGCAUCUCUCGCAAGUUGUAUCGCAUCAAAGUAAAAUUACAAGCCGCAUCGUUGUCUGAAAUCAUUGGUGUUCUUCUCCUCCCUCGUUCCGUAUAG